UAUAUCCUUCCAAUUCCCCACUUUUAUAUCUCUUCUCCUUCACUAUUCUCCUUUCCUGUCUCAAAACUCGAAUCUUUCUAACUCAUCCAGGCGUUGUUCGCCGAAUUCCAGCUUUCUCCAUGGCUGCCGUCCAGGACGAGAGCAAAUCCGCUUCUCAUCCACUGUACCCUGAUAUGAUAUUGGCUGCCAUUACUGAUCUCGGGGAGAAAGACGGGUCCAGCAAGCUAGCGAUUUCAAAACAAAUAGAGGCUACUUACGGAAACCGCCUUCCGGCUGACCACUCUGCCAUACUUUCCGAUACACUCGCUAAACUAAAGGAUUCCGGCAAGCUUUUGUUUGUGAAGAAUAACUAUCUGCAGCCGGAUGCCGACCCUCAGCCGCGGAGAGGUCGUGGUCGUCCCCCGAAAUCCAGGCCAGAUCUUCCUGAAGGUGCAGCGCUUCAAUCUCCGAAGCCUCGCAGUCUACCUGCAAAGAAUAAAGAUCCAUCCUCUGCUUCUGCUGGAAAGAAACGUGGUCGUCCACCUAAGAAUUCAAAAACAAAUGGUGAUUCUGUUCCGGCGGCUGGUGUUGCAAAGCCGACGGGCCCGAAGCGCGGAAGGGGACGACCGCCUAAAGUGAGUUCGUCGGCAGCGGAGGAAUCAUCGGAGUAAGUUAGACGAGGAGGUGACAGGGGAUGCGGUAAAGGUUGGAUUAGGGGAUGAUGGUUAUGUACCACGGUUGGCUGAGAUUAUAUUUUGUAGUUUUAGCUAUUUUUAGGUUUUGUUUUGCAUGUAAAAUGCGUUGAUGUAGUUUUGCAAAUGAAAGUGACUGAUUUGAUGUUAUGUUUGCUGGGUUGCUGCUUUCAUUUUGGCUAUUUUACUUUUAUAAUUUUGAAAUUUUGUGUUUCGGGGACUUGUAAAUCCAAGUAAGUGGUCCAGAUGAGUUAAAAAUCUUGCUUUUUUAUU
Molecule: messenger RNA, 944 nt
Organism: Phalaenopsis equestris
Lineage: Eukaryota; Viridiplantae; Streptophyta; Magnoliopsida; Asparagales; Orchidaceae
Product: HMG-Y-related protein A-like
Exons: 2
Coding region: 120-650 (176 amino acids)
Biological process (GO): chromosome condensation; nucleosome assembly; negative regulation of DNA recombination
Cellular component (GO): nucleus; nucleosome; nucleolus
Molecular function (GO): nucleosomal DNA binding; double-stranded DNA binding
Source: RefSeq, a predicted model, not a curated record